Messenger RNA from Entrophospora candida, 395 nucleotides. The record is from the annotation of a GenBank genome assembly. Lineage: Eukaryota; Fungi; Glomeromycota; Glomeromycetes; Entrophosporales; Entrophosporaceae.
AUGAAUUAUUAUUAAAAGAAAGUACAGACGAAUUAUUAAUUGAAGAAUUAGAAGACCAAUUUUAUUGUAAGAAAAUUAUUGGAAAAAUUGAAAAAGUAUUAAGUAGCAUUGCAACUUUAUCAACAAUCUUGGACCCUAGAUUGAAAUCAUUACAUUUUUUUGAUUCUGAAAGGAUUGGACAGAUUAAAAAUCAACUAAAAGAAGAAUGCUUGAUUAUAAAAGAUAUAUUAGAUGAAAGUGAAUUUAAUGAAAGUCAAAAUAAUUUUAUUAUUGAUAAUAUUGAAAAUGAAAUGGAUCACACUACAUCUGUUGCUUGUGAGAAAUUAUUUAGUAAUGUAGGAAAUAUUAUUACUGCCAAAAAGACUAAUCUAAAACCUGAACGAGUGGGAAAGAUG